This is a messenger RNA of Beauveria bassiana ARSEF 2860, 1050 nucleotides long. RefSeq lists its product as uncharacterized. Bases 1 to 1050 code for a protein of 349 amino acids. The record is from RefSeq and is a predicted model, not a curated record. The transcript has a single exon. Gene Ontology annotation, biological process: regulation of store-operated calcium entry. Gene Ontology annotation, cellular component: endoplasmic reticulum membrane. Lineage: Eukaryota; Fungi; Ascomycota; Sordariomycetes; Hypocreales; Cordycipitaceae.
AUGCAUCUCCCCGGGGCGCUUGUCCUCUCCCUCGGGCUCGCCGCCUCCGCCGUGUCCGCGAAGCGGCAGCAACGGCCCCCGCCAGCCAACGCCGCCGUGCUCCUCUCCUCGGUGCAGUCGCUGACGCUCCGCGGCGGCGGCGCCAAGACGUCGCACCGCCGCGUCCCGGCCGUGCCGCAGCUCCGGUGCGUCUCGCCGCGCGCCCUCUGCAGCCUCCACGCCAUUGACGUGAUGCGCUGCACCAACCAGGGCUCCUCGUACGGCGACCAAGACGUCGAGUGGAGCUGCGCCGCCUCGCUGCCCGCUGAGCUCAAGCUCGGCGCGACCGACGUCAUCUGUGAGGGUUACGCCUCGGCCGACGAUCCGUACGUGCUCAAGGGCAGCUGCGGUGUCGAGUACACGCUCGCGCUCACGGAGCUGGGCGAGCGCCGAUAUCCGGACCUGGCGAGGGGAGGGGAUGAUCGGUGGUUUGGCGGCGACGCGCAGGGCGGCAACAACGCCUGGGCGGGGCUGUUUUUCCUUGUUUUUGUCGCUGUUCUUGCCUGGAUCGUGUAUUCGGCUUGCGUAGCCGCCUCGGAUAACAACAGAAGACAAGCAAACCCGGCCAGACGAUACGGGGGCGGAGGCGGAGGCGGCGGCGAUGGAGGUGGUGGUGGCGACGGCGGCGGCGGCGGCGGCGGCGGUGGCUGGCCUUUCCGCAAUGAUCCCCCGCCACCCUACCCAGGAACAAACAACAACUACAAGUCAUCCUCAAAUGGCGGCGGCAGUAGCAGCAGCCAGCAACAACAGGGAUGGCGGCCUGGUUUCUGGACGGGCCUCGCAAGUGGCGCCGCCGCCAGCUAUCUCGCCAGCGGCCGCAACCGCGACAACCGCAACAACUACGGCUACGCACCCUGGGGCUCCAACAACUACGGCUCCGGCUCGCGAUGGGGUGGCGGCGAUUCAUGGGCAGGACCAUCGUCGUCGUCGUCGUCUUCGAGCCGCCGCGGCGGAAGCAGCUCCGGCGAAAGGCACGAGAGCACCGGCUUCGGUUCUACGCGACGCAGAUGA